GGUGAGUGAAGGUCCUGAUGCAGGAAGAGUGUAAAACCGCAGCUGGUGCGCGGCGGAGGGCACAUAAAACGACGGAUCACAUAGAAGUGAAAAGUAGCCGUGCGAGUAGUGUCCGCAUAGUGAAGAAAAACUGCUAGUUUUCCGCGAUUCACGGCAAUACGGCGUCGGAAUGUCCCCUCAAGUAGACCGCCCGACGAGUAAUUGUACAGCUCGUACAAUUUCGCGAGUGAAAGUGUAAAAAGGGAUUUUUUCUCUGUCCGUGGUGAAGUGAUUUAAUGGCCGUGUUCGAUGAUAGUGGCAGCAGCAGCAGUACCAACAACAGCAGCAACAAUAUUAUUUGCAAGGUGAAAAACAGCAAUGGUAACAGCGUUGUUGGCAGCAGUAUUAGCUCCAGCAACAGCACUUCUACAAAUAUUACUAGCAAAGGGGAAACCGCGACAGCGAAGGAUACGGGAAAACUUCCCAACCUGUCUUUGUACGAGGAACGCACCAUGUCGGCCGACACGGACGAUACGGAUGACGAGCAGCAGCUCGAGGUUCUCGAUCCGUACUCGCAGCUCGAGGAGGAUCUACGGAACAUCAAAUCCGUCAUCCAUGUCACCCGGGAAAAUAUCGAUGCGCUGAAUGCCAAGUUUGCCGACUUCCAGCAACCUCCGACGCUCUAUCUGGAGGAGUACCAGGAGCUGACCUCGAAGCUGCACGACCUCGAAACCAAGGAGCAGGAGCUAAUGGAGCGGAAAAGUCAAAUGCAGGCACAGGCGGCCCAGGGCGAACGGGAAUCGACGAGUGAACCGAGCGAGCCGCCUGAUCCGGAGGAACGUGUUGAGGUCGACAGCAUGUGCGGCACACUGAGCCGGCAGCCAAAGAUACUGCUACGGGCCCACCUGCCGAACCAGCAGCGGACCUCGGUUCAGGUUGUUCCCGGAAUGCGACUGAAGGAUGCACUCGCCAAAGCUCUCAAGCGACGCAAUCUCACCUGUGACAUUUGUGAGGUAACGUUGGGCAACAGCGAUUAUUCGAUUCCCUGGGAUACCGAUGUGAGCAUGCUGCACUGUGAGGAGGUGGUAGUUCGCAUUCUAGACAUCGGCUUUCCGACGUAUAUUUCACAUCAAUUUAUCCGGAAGACGUUCUUCUCGUUGGCAUUUUGCGAGUGUUGUCGCCGAUUGCUUUUCAGUGGAUUCUACUGUAAUCAGUGCAAUUAUCGAUUCCAUCAGCGGUGUGUGGACAAGGUUCCGCUGGUGUGCAGCAAGCGGCACAUGGAUAACACUUUCUAUCAUCACUUACUCGCCAAUCCGGAGGGCACGGUAGGCAUAAUCAAUCCCGGCACGGUCGGCUACAGCACUAGUCUGCGACAUCCUCGCUCGCUCAAUCAGCAGGAUCGAUCAAACUCGGCACCCAAUGUGUGCAUCAACAGCGUCAUGAAACCGCUGUUCGGUACCGUGGACAAUCGGCCGUUAAUCAACUGCAGACCACUCCAGGUAGCUCAAGCUAACCAGGAACAUUCACAUUCCACACAAGCAUCACCAACGAACACGUUGAAGCAUAGUAAGCGCCCGAGGGCACGUUCGGCCGAUGAAAGCAAUAAGAAUCUGCUGUCGCCCCGGGACUCCAAGCAGUCCGAGGAGAAUUGGAAUAUCCAGGCAGAGGAGAUCCUCAUCGGGCAACGCAUCGGCUCCGGAUCAUUCGGGACGGUCUACAAGGCGCACUGGCACGGACCGGUAGCCGUGAAAACCCUGAACGUGAAAACACCAAGCUCGGUGCAACUGCAGGCGUUCAAGAACGAGGUGGCCAUGCUGAAGAAGACUCGUCACUGUAAUAUACUGUUGUUUAUGGGUUGUGUAUUGUGUUUAAAAUUCGGAACCACUUACGGGGCCGGCAGCAGUUAUUAUAAUGAUGUGCGAGCUCUCUCAACAGUAAGCCACAUCUCCUAUUUCUGUCAGACUGGUGUAAAUAAUCACAAGGUUUCUCUUCUGAGGAGAGAAUGAAAUACGUUACAUAAAAAAAACUAGAUUAUGCAAAAAUAUGCUUUGCGGAUGGCAAACACACAAACAGAUGUAUCCCAAUUUUCCUAUCAUGGUCUGGAGAAAAAUCUGAGUACCAUCAUUUCUACUUAAAUCGUUUCAAAGAUUGUUAGGACACUGUAUUUUAAAAGAGAUUUAUUUUUUAUCUUACUGAGAGCUUAGGUUACUUUUUAUUCUGUAAAUAUAAUUAGGUUUAUAUGAAAGUUAUAUCUAAUAUGUGUACAAGAAUCCUGUCGAUGAUUUCAGUUAGUUUUUAGUUCAACACAUCACUGAUACAUAGUUUGUAAGACAAUCUGAUUCUAGCAACGUCGUUCUAACUGGUGGUUUGAAAUCCGAAUUAGAUUCCGAAAAAAGGCUAUGAAUCAUUUCAGCUCUGACAAGCCCAUUUUUUACUGAAUACAACAAUAGUAGAAGAAAGAUUAUGCUUCACAUCAAAAUUUAGGUAUCACAUGAGAGAUUCAGAUACUUCGCAAUUAUUUGAAAAUGAACUUUGAUUUUUUUUAUUUAUUACAGUCUAUUUUAACAGACUAAUUGAUCUAACCUAGUUAGAUCUGAUUCAAAUGGGGAUAACAACUUUCUGCGAAACGAUUGUCAUUUGCUAUUUUUGGUUUCAACCUGCCAGUACGAACCGAAAUCAGUUUGUGAACAUGAAACAUUAUUCAUUCUGUUAUCCAGUGCAGCUGUACGAUUUAUAUUUUGCUCAAAAUCUGUUACAAAAAAACGUGAUGUUUAGUAAAAUGCUAUCUAAAAUUCUCGCCAAUAGUUUUGCAAAGAUCGAAUAGCCUUUAAGGUUGGCGUAUGACACGUGAUAAGUUUUCUCCAUAUAUAGAGGUACCUAAAAAGUUACUUUUCCAUCCAUGAAUUCCUAAUAGUGGUGCCAUUGCAAUGUAUAAAAUAAAAUCUCUUACAAUCAUGAUUAGAAUCGGACAAAAGCUGGGUGACUGACGUUUGACGUCCACAAUGACCAAAAUUUUCCAUAAACACGUUGAUCUAUUGAACGCGUCUGAAAUGUGCGUUGUUCUGGGUUGUAUCAAAAUGUACAAAAAGUUCAAACAAAUCGGGUUUUCCAGAUUAUCAAUUUAUUAUUCCUUCUAAUGCAAUUGCAUUUUAUCAUUUCCGGACAUACAUGCUUGCUUUCUAAUAGCGAUGGCAGUUCUGCUCAAAAUCUGAAAUAAAAAAUUGUUACAGGGAGGACUUCCUCAAACGCUCGGAGCGAUCUAUGAUUAAUCAUUUUUGACAAUGAAUAGAUUAUCGUCUGAUGAUUGUAUUACAGUACAUAUCUGUUAAUGCAUUAUAAGUAACUUUAACUAGUUGACUGAUUUGAACCUAGGGCGUUAAGAUUAAAAGACGAGUUGUCAAAUCACAAACAAAAUUUUAAUAAAUUUAUGAUUAAACUCUUAACCUGUUUUUUUUUGGCUGAACAUGAUAAUAUUUGACGUUUUUAAAUAUUUUCAUAAGGUCUUAUAUUUUUUGGGCGUUUUUUGAAACAUUGGCUUGGCAAAAAGGCUUGUUUAAAAGUAAUUUUUUUUAAAACUGUAUCUAAUGUGAAUUUUUCAAAUACCUAAUUCAAACCUGUUUUUCAAAACAGCUGAACAAUUUGUUCGAUUAUGCAUAUCCCAUUAUUAUUGAUGCUAAUCUAGCAUUGCUAUAUUUAAAAAUUGAAAAUUCACAUUCAAAACCUGUAGUUUUUUUUAUCCCGAUUCGAUUUUUUUUCUCAAACUAAUUGCUGAUGUGGUCAAAGAAGAUUAAUCUGUCUGGCACAAUCGUUUGUAAAUGAUAAAAACGACACUGAACCUUUUAAUUAUGCGGAACACAAAAAAGAUACUUUACUGCAGUCUCCCAGUGUUUCACAGAAUGUGAAAACAUAACAGUAUUCAAAGUGCUGCCGUUUUAGCAGGUUCAGCAUUUCCAGAAAUUAAUAAACAAUUUUUACCAAAAGCAAAAAUAAACUAAAGUAAAAAAUAAAUCCCAACAAGAAGGUGUUCCGGAAUACGUCGACAAGCUAAAAUAACAGCAAUAGUCUAUAUAAAAAAAUCCAAAGAGAAAAGCGAGCUAAGUGAUCGCAAACUUUGACGCAAAACAUCCCAAUUCCAUUCUAAUCAUGAUAUAAAAAAAAAUUACACACUCAUUUUGCCUGACUUAACUGCUAACACAGAAAAACAAACAUUUGAUUGCAAAAUAAAAUACCUUAUGAUGGAUAUAAAA
Armigeres subalbatus is the source of this 4226-nucleotide messenger RNA. RefSeq names its product raf homolog serine/threonine-protein kinase Raf. Gene Ontology annotation, molecular function: ATP binding; protein kinase activity. Gene Ontology annotation, biological process: Ras protein signal transduction; protein phosphorylation. The coding region runs from base 276 to 1985 and encodes 569 amino acids. The record is from RefSeq and is a predicted model, not a curated record. Gene Ontology annotation, cellular component: cytoplasm. Lineage: Eukaryota; Metazoa; Arthropoda; Insecta; Diptera; Culicidae. The transcript has 5 exons.